GUCUAACAAAACAGUUCAGUUCGAUUAAUUGAGUUUCACAUGUCCACCGAUCCUUUACAGCAAUUUUCUGCCCAAACCUCCGUCUUUGUUCACACGACAAAAUGUCCAUGUCUUCGGUCUCCAGGAAUGUGCUUCGUUGCGUGGCAAAGCGACAAUGCCGCAGCUUCAGCUCCACACCGUCUGUCGGAGCAGCUGCCGAGGUCAAGAAGCUUGGGGUUAUCGGUGCGGGACAAAUGGGACUCGGAAUAGCUUUGGUAGCCGCGCAAAGAGCGUCUCUUCCCGUCAAGUUGAUCGACAAUUCACAAGUAUCAAUCGACAAGGGCCUCAAAUUUGCAGAUAAACUACUUGAGAAGGACGUGGCCAAGCAAAGAAUCUCUAAAGAGGAUGCCGCUGCUGCUUGGGGACGCAUCACCUCCGGCACAUCUCUGGAAGACCUUUCCGAUGUCGACUUUGUAAUCGAGGCUGUUCCCGAAAUCCCAGACUUGAAGUCAAAGAUCUUUUCCCAAUUGGCUCAAAUAUGCCCCUCUCAUGCGAUCCUCGCAACGAACACUUCCUCGAUUUCCAUUACCAAGAUCGCCGCAUCCACCACCACAGAUCCUACUGAUUUGUCCGCCUCGUCUCGCGUAAUCAGCACGCAUUUCAUGAACCCCGUGCCCAUCCAGAAGGGUGUGGAGAUUAUCACUGGCCUGCAAACAUCUCAGGACACCAUCGACACCGCCAUUGAGCUCUGCAAGAAGAUGGGCAAGAUCCCUUCAACAAGCGCGGAUUCACCCGGAUUCCUGGCCAACCGUAUUCUCAUGCCAUACAUCAACGAGGCUAUCAUCUGCUUAGAGACCGGCGUAGGCACCAGGGAAGAUAUUGAUAGCAUCAUGAAGAACGGAACAAAUGUCCCUAUGGGCCCUCUUCAACUUGCCGACUUCAUCGGCAUCGACACCUGCCUCUCCAUCAUGAAGGUUUUGUACAAUGACACUGGCGACUCGAAGUACAGGCCUGCUGUGCUCUUGAAGAAGAUGGUGGAUGCAGGGUGGCUGGGCAAGAAGAGUGGUAAGGGCUUUUACGACUACUAGAGUCAAAACAUAAUAUAUCAAAACUUC
Messenger RNA from Aaosphaeria arxii CBS 175.79, 1094 nucleotides. RefSeq lists its product as uncharacterized. Gene Ontology annotation, biological process: fatty acid metabolic process. Gene Ontology annotation, molecular function: NAD+ binding; oxidoreductase activity, acting on the CH-OH group of donors, NAD or NADP as acceptor. The coding region runs from base 102 to 1067 and encodes 321 amino acids. The record is from RefSeq and is a predicted model, not a curated record. Lineage: Eukaryota; Fungi; Ascomycota; Dothideomycetes; Pleosporales. The transcript has 3 exons.